Molecule: messenger RNA, 1484 nt
Organism: Drosophila mojavensis
Lineage: Eukaryota; Metazoa; Arthropoda; Insecta; Diptera; Drosophilidae
Product: 32 kDa beta-galactoside-binding lectin
Exons: 3
Coding region: 152-1117 (321 amino acids)
Molecular function (GO): carbohydrate binding; galactoside binding
Source: RefSeq, a predicted model, not a curated record
AGUUGUUAAAGAAAUAUUGUAGGCAUUGAACGCUGCCAGAGAUAAUGUCGAUUCGCUCUGCCCGACGAUAAACCCUUAACACGAAAUAUAAAAUCCGAAAAAAAAGGAAAAUUGAAUUUCCUAAUCAAAUUAUUAAUAUAGUCUAUUAAAUAUGUUAACAGAAUAUUCGGGGAAUUUAUCGCAUCCGCUGGAAUUCGGCCAUGUGCUGGAAAUCGUGGCCAAAACAAUCGAUGGAGCAGCCAGAUUCCAUAUCAAUCUCUGCACGGCCAAGUCAUCGGUGAAUCCCGAUGCGGACAUUGGGCUGCGGUUCUCCUGCUAUUUUCGCAAUGAUAUGAUCGUGCGCAAUUCCCGCAUGCACGGCGUCUGGGGCGAGGAGGAGUCCCAUGUCGAUGACAAUAUCAAUCUGCCCAAUCCUAUAGUCAGCGGGGAGUUCUUUAUGGUCUAUAUUCUGGCCGCUGACGAGUGCUUUCACAUUUCGAUCAAUAGCCGCGAGUUCUGCACAUUUCGAUAUCGUUUGCCUCUGAGCUCGAUUCGUGCGGUCGAGAUACGCGAUCAAAUACAGGUGAUCAAACAGGUAGAUCAUCGCACCGUCUUCCCCAAUCCCUGGCCGGCCAUACACGCCUCGGACUACUUCAAGGCCUUCAGCAACGACCAGCCGAUACUCUUUAGCCCCGGCCAUGUUAUUGUCAUCACAGCGCGCUGCUUCGCGAAUAAACGUGGCCAAUUUAUUAUCAAGUUUACGGACUCCGACACGAAGCGCGAGGAACUGCACUUUAGCGUGCGAUUCGACGAGAAGGCUGUGAUUCGCAACACCAUGAACAAGAAUUUUGAGUUUGGAAUCGAGGAGCGGCAUGGGGGCUUUCCCUUCGUCUUCAAUCAGCAAUUUAAAUUGGCCUUGGCUUUCACGGAACGCGAGGUAUUGACCGCCGUGGAUGGGUUCAAUUUCUUUAGCUACGCCUGGCGCACACCGAAUGCCAUGAUGAACCUCGUGGGCUUCAAGGUGACUGCAAUCAAUGGCUUGGUCAUUCAAAUCACAGGCGUCGAUCACGUACAAACGGGCGACACGACGUGCGCAGGAUUUGAGAAAUACUCGAGACAUGAUUACGAGUGCGCUUAGUAUAUUUUAAGAUUUGCUUAAAGUAAAAGUAGGCUCUGCUACUAUUUACUAUAUAAAAUAUUUUAGUAUAUGGAAUAGAAUGCUAUAUAUAUGGCAUAUACUACUAUAUUGUAUAUACUACUAUUUGUAAUAUACUAUGUACAAUAUAUAUACUACUAUUUGUAGUGUCCUGAUAUAUAAUCUGUGGUAUGCCUCAGUAUGUAUAUACUAAAUAAUUUAUGAUAAUGUACAAUAUAUAAAAUGCUAAUAUACUACUAUAUGCCAUAUAUAAUUAUAUACCAUAUACAGCCUUAUUCAAUAUACUACUUAAACUGUAUAUACUAUUAGCUUGUAUAUAUUUAUUAAUAAAGUCUGAGUUUUUGUUAAA